AUGGCAAAAUAUUGUGAGAAACCAUUGGAAGAGCUCUAUGCUCCAGAGCAAUAUAUUGUUUUAGACAUAGGAGGUGGCACAGUUGAUAUCACAGCUCAGGAACGAAACAAGGAAACAGGUGAGAUUGCUGUCAUAUUGGCACCACAAGGAAAUAACUGUGGUGGGAUGGUUGUUAAUAAGGAAUUUGGACGAAUUUUGCAGAAACUUUUGGGAGAAAAUGAAACAAAUGAAUUCUUUGACUUAGAAACUUCAUUUCAGCAAUUAUUGUAUUCUGAUGAUGGCACUUUGAAAGCGCUUAUUAAUUAUGGUCUCUUUAAUGACUUUGAAGUGCAAAAGGAAAUAUUUGGCCGCUCAAGUAACAAUGAUGCAGAUUUGGUGGUAAAAAUUCCACACAAAAUCACUCAACAAUAUGGAAUGGAAUAUAUAAUGAAAAAUUUGAAGAAGUUGAAUGAUCCAGCAAUUGAGAUAGAGGAAGAUUCUAUCUACAUUAAGUAUUCUAGAGUGCACGAUCUCUUUGCACCAGCAAUAAAAGGUAUUCUUGAUGGCACUCAUAAGGCACUUUUAGAGCUAUCUAAGAAUAAAGCAUCAUCUCAGUUUAGGACCAUCUAUUUAGUUGGUGGGUUUGGAGGGUGCAAGUAUGUCUACGAAAAAGUUAAAAGUUUUAUUGCCAAAGAGUUUCCAAGCAUGAAUUAUAUUUUAAUAGUUCCAGAUAAUCAUAGGCUUGCUGUUGCUCAUGGAGCUGUUCUUUACAAAAAAGCUCCAAAAAUUAAUUCUCGUUGCCUUAAUCGUACAUAUGGAUUAGCAGUGUCAGUCAUGUAUAAUCCGAAGACACAUGAUAAAGAGCACUUUAAGUACAAUGAAGAUGGUAUCCCAAUAUGCGAAGAUGCCUUUCUUACCUUUCUACAAAAAGGCACACCUGUAUCGUCAAAUGAAGUUGCUGUAGAUGAAGUUUUACCAGAUAUUGAUAUUGACAAAGUUAUUAACAUUCCAUUCUAUGCAAGUGAAGAGCCCUCACUGGAAUAUUUGACAGAUCGUCCAUCACCAGGUGUAAUUAUGCCAAUGGCUGAAAAGGUAGGUGAACUUAAGUUUGAACUUCCAAAAGGAGAUAUACUUCAUAAAGAUCAGCGACGAUUUCAAGUUAUUUUAGAUUUUAGUUCUGUUGAAAUUGACGCAACAGUACGCUAUCUUAACACAAACACUGAUAUUAAAACAACUUUAAAUUUUUUGAUAUAG
This is a messenger RNA of Amphimedon queenslandica, 1233 nucleotides long. RefSeq names its product heat shock 70 kDa protein 12A-like. The transcript has a single exon. The coding region runs from base 1 to 1233 and encodes 410 amino acids. Lineage: Eukaryota; Metazoa; Porifera; Demospongiae; Haplosclerida; Niphatidae. The record is from RefSeq and is a predicted model, not a curated record.